Messenger RNA from Paramecium sonneborni, 159 nucleotides. NCBI's taxonomy places the organism in Eukaryota, Ciliophora, Oligohymenophorea, Peniculida, Parameciidae. The record is from the annotation of a GenBank genome assembly.
AUGUGGUAUAUGACAUUUUGGACAGAAAGAAAUACGUUAGAAAAAGGAAAUGAAGAUGCUGGUUAAUAUGCGCUACAUGUCAAUAAUAAUUACAAGAGAUUGUUGCUUUGGUACAUACUGAGAUCUUAGUUUUAGAUAGAUGCUCAUUAGAAGCUAUGA